This is a messenger RNA of Trichoderma aggressivum f. europaeum, 780 nucleotides long. RefSeq lists its product as uncharacterized. Lineage: Eukaryota; Fungi; Ascomycota; Sordariomycetes; Hypocreales; Hypocreaceae. The record is from RefSeq and is a predicted model, not a curated record. The transcript has a single exon. The coding region runs from base 1 to 780 and encodes 259 amino acids.
AUGGCCUCUUUUGACCUCACAUCGUACAAAGCCCUUUCAUUCGACAUAUAUGCAACUCUAAUUGACUGGGAAUCUGGAAUCUUUACGCAGUUUCUCCCAUUGCUGGGGAAACUCCCCAAGCAUCAUCCACUAUGGAACAAAAGCAUGGUUGAUCUCCGAGCCCAUCUGCUCACGCAAUAUUCGAUUCAUGAGCAUAAGCUAGAAGUUCAGUAUCCAGACGAAAAAUAUUCAGCCUUGCUGAGCAAGGUUUAUGAAAAUGUCGCUGCAGAGAUUGGAGUAUCUGUUACCCGCGAUGAAGCGGAAGCAUUUGGUGGAGCCAUCGGGCAAUGGCCAGCUUUCGCAGACACCGUGGCAGCCAUGCAGAAGCUGGGCAAAUAUUACAAAUUAAUUGCUCUAAGCAAUGUUGAUAAAGUGUCAUUUGGAAACACUUUGAAGAAUGGCUUGAAUGGGGUCCAGUUUGAUGCCAUCUAUGUCGCUGAGGAUAUUGGUACCUAUAAGCCAAACCCAAACAACUUCAAUUAUCUCGUCGAACAUGCGCGCCAAGAUUUCGGCAUUGAGAAAAGCGACAUCUGCCAUACGGCCCAGAGCCUCACAUUUGAUCACAUCCCAGUCGCAUCUAUGGGCUUUCGCCCCGCGGUUUGGAUCUCACGUGGAGGUGGUAGCAUGGGCAUGGGGGACCUGGAAGCCGUAAAGGACAAAGUUAACAUUGGGGCAACGUAUGAAACCUUGGGCGAUAUGGCAGAAGCUGUAGAGGCAGCUUUUAGUAAAAUAAAGAAUUAA